GACCCACCUUCCUCCAGCAGAGCACACUUUUACACAAGCUUUGCUUUCCUGCCAGCAACUGCAGUAGUUGCUAAUAUCCAGAUCCUGAAAUGGAGCUUCUGGGAGUCACUACUCUUGCUCUUGUCAUUUCUGUCUCUUGCUUGAUUCUCCUUUUUGUGUGGACAAAAAGUCACAAAGCAGUAAGGCUCCCCCCGGGCCCAGCUCCACUUCCUGUCAUUGGAAACAUGCUGCAGCUGAACCUCAAGGAUGUUCCUGCAUCUCUUUCCAAGCUGGCCAAAGAGUAUGGGCCUGUUUAUACCCUGUACCUUGGACCCCGGCGCACUGUGGUCUUAUGUGGAUACAAUGUGGUGAAGGAAGCUCUGAUCAAUCAGGGUGAUGAAUUUCUUGGCAGAGGACAUUUUCCAAUCAUUGAUGAAGCCCAGAAAGGAUAUGGACUCAUUUUCAGUCAUGGAGAGAGAUGGAAGCUCAUGCGGCGCUUCUCCCUCAUGACCCUGAGGAAUUUUGGGAUGGGGAAGAGAAGCAUUGAGGAGAGAGUGCAGCAGGAAGCCCGUUGCCUCGUGAAGGAGUUGAGAAAAACAGAAGGUCAGCCUUUUGACCCCACCUUUGCCCUUUCCUGUGCUCCCUGCAAUGUGAUCUGUUCCAUCCUCUUCAAUGAGCAUUUCCAAUACAAGGAUGAGAAAUUCCUCACCCUGAUGGAUCUGUUAAAUGAAAAUUUUAAGCAAGUAAACUCUCGAUGGUGCCAGAUGUACAAUCUUUGGCCAAUACUCAUAAAGUAUCUCCCUGGAAAGCACAAGGAAUUCUCAAAAAGGCUUUAUGAUGUCAAAAAUUUUAUUCUGGAAAAAGUAAAGGAGCAUCAAGAGUCCCUGGACCCUGAUAACCCUCGUGACUAUAUCGACUGUUUCCUUAGCAAGAUGGAGCAGGAGAAAGACAACCCGGAGUCUGAAUUCGAGUUGGAGAACUUGGCAGUCUGUGGAUCUAAUUUAUUUACAGCAGGAACAGAAACAACCAGUAUCACCCUGAGAUUUGGGCUUCUGCUGCUAAUGAAACACCCAGAGGUGGAAGCCAAAGUUCAUGAAGAAAUUGAUCGUGUGAUUGGACGCAACCAAAGCCCCAGCAUGAAGGACAAGAUGAAGCUGCCCUAUACAGAGGCCGUUCUGCAUGAGAUACAAAGAUACAUCACCCUUUUCCCUUCUAAUCUGCCCCAUGCUGUAACCCGGGACACGAAAUUCAGACAAUAUGUUAUCCCCAAGGGCACUACUGUGUUACCACUGCUGUCUUCGGUCUUGAUGGAUUGCCAGGAGUUUCCCAAUCCAGAGAAAUUUGACCCAGGACACUUUCUAGAUGAAAAUGGCUCUUUCAGGAAAACAGACUACUUUGUGCCUUUUUCCUUGGGAAAAAGGGCCUGUGUUGGAGAGAGUUUGGCGCGUAUGCAGUUGUUCCUGUUUAUCACUAGCAUUCUGCAAAACUUUUCCCUGAAGUCCUUGGUGGAGCCAAAGGAAAUAGAUACCAAGCCCAUUACUACUGGGUUUGUCAAUAUCCCCCCACCCUAUAAGCUGUGUCUUAUACCUAGAUAAAAGAAGAAUUUUUUUUUUUAGCCACUCCAAUCAAAGUAAUUGCUUUCCCUUUUUUCUAGAUAUAAUCUAAUUCUCCACUUUAUAUACUGCCUAGGAGAGAAAUGCUACUCAGUAAAAUUAGAUGGAUAUUUGUUUCAAUCCAUAAAUUUCUUGAUAACAGAAAAGACUGGGUCUUGUGUGUGUGUGUGUGUGUGUGUGUGAGAGAGAGAGAGAGAGAGAGAGGGAGGGAGAGAAGAGAGAGAGAGAAAAAG
Molecule: messenger RNA, 1825 nt
Organism: Chinchilla lanigera (long-tailed chinchilla)
Lineage: Eukaryota; Metazoa; Chordata; Mammalia; Rodentia; Chinchillidae
Product: cytochrome P450 2C23-like
Exons: 9
Coding region: 90-1574 (494 amino acids)
Biological process (GO): xenobiotic metabolic process
Cellular component (GO): cytoplasm; intracellular membrane-bounded organelle
Molecular function (GO): heme binding; oxidoreductase activity, acting on paired donors, with incorporation or reduction of molecular oxygen, reduced flavin or flavoprotein as one donor, and incorporation of one atom of oxygen; oxygen binding
Source: RefSeq, a predicted model, not a curated record